Messenger RNA from Eleginops maclovinus (Patagonian blennie), 3065 nucleotides. Its product is annotated as putative cyclin-dependent serine/threonine-protein kinase DDB_G0272797/DDB_G0274007. The record is from RefSeq and is a predicted model, not a curated record. The coding region runs from base 303 to 995 and encodes 230 amino acids. Lineage: Eukaryota; Metazoa; Chordata; Actinopteri; Perciformes; Eleginopidae. The transcript is spliced from 3 exons.
UAGGUUUAUGAUAUGUGGGUUGUUCUACGAGGCUGCUUUUGUUUAUACCAAAACAAUCAUACUAUUGCUUGGUUACACAAACCGCGUAUUUCAGUUGAGGGUGAGUAUGAUAGUGUUGGAAUGUGUGCUGUGACAGUUUCUAUGUUUUUCCCUCGCAGCCUUAUACGACAGUACUGUGCUGUAACCUGUUUACACAUUUUGAUUCAGUCCUAUCAUAAUUACCUCCUGAUGACUAGUUACCUAUUUUAUUGCAUCGUUUCACGUACCACGUAUUAUGCGUACCUUCAUCCAGGUACAGUACAAUGUUGAGACGCUGUAACUCUGACAAUGAAGCGGACACUGAGGGACUUUUUCAGUGGUACCACUGUCAGGAGCAGCAAAGGAGUAAGUGCAGGCCCAGCUACAGACCCCUCCAGAACCAGAGCAGGUCCAGCUACAGACCCCUCCAGAACCAGAGCAGGUCCAGCUACAGACCCUUCCAGCAGCAGCAGCACCAGUGCAGGCCCAGUUACAGACCUCUCCAGAACCAGAGCAGGUCCAGCUACAGACCCCUCCAGCAGCAGCUCCAGAGCAGGCCCAGUUACAGACCUCUCCAGAACCAGAGCAGGUCCAGCUACAGCUCGCCCCUCCAGCAGCAGCACCAGAGCAGACCCAGCUACAGCUGGCCCCUCCAGCAGCAGCACCAGUCCAGGCCCAGCUAUAGACCUCUCCAGCACCAGAGCAGGCCAAGCUACAGACCCCUCCAGCAGCAGCAGCACCAGUCCAGGCCCAGUUGCAGACCCCUCCAGCAAAAGAGCAGGCCCAGCUACAGACCCCUCCAGCAGCACCAGUCCAGGCCCAGUUACAGACCUCUCCAGAACCAGAGCAGGCCCAGCUACAGACCCCUCCAGCAGCAGAGCAGGCCCAGCUACAGACCCCUCCAGCAGCAGAGCAGGCCCAGCUACAGACCCCUCCAGCAGCAAUUUGCCAAUAUGCUGGAAUUUAAAACAAUAUGAACACUUCAAGACCAAAUUCCCUUUCAUAUAUGUUUCAAAUAAAGCCCUAGGAUGUGAGGUUUGUAGGGAUGCAGCUUCAGCAGGAGUUUUUAAGUCAGGACCCAUAAGGCAUUCCUUUUCUUCUGAAUGGCAAAAUGCCAGAGUAACUCCUUAUGGAAACACAAAAGAUAAGCAAAUGAAAUCAUUGAGAAAAAAACUACAUGACCACAAAACCUCCCACAGUCACAAGCUAGCUCAGUCAGUUUAUCAGAAAACACCUGAGGCUUCAUUAGAAGACAGUUUUCUCAGAGCACAGCAAGAAAAGUUGAGCACAACUGAAAAGGUCUUCAGAACGGCAUAUUAUAUUGCCAAAAAUAACCGACCGUUUACAGAUCACCCGGGCCUCAUAGACUUACAAACACUCAAUGGGCUCAACAUGGGCAGAGUCCUCCACAGUAAUGUGGUAUGCACUGACAUUGUUCAUUUUAUUGCUGAAGAGAUGAAGAAAUCCCUAAUGUCCAGUAUCAGGCGUACAAAGCCCAAGGGGUCUAUCCUGAUGGAUGAAAGCACUACAGUGAGUAAGAAAUCCUGUCUUGUUAUAUACUUACGAGCAUCUGUGGCAAAUGCAGACCCACUUACAUUUUUCUUAAAUGUCAUUGAGCUGGAAAAAACUACAGCAGAUGGCAUUACUGAUGCAUUGAUCCAGUGCCUCGUGGACAAUGGACUAGAUGAUGACUUUCUGAAGGACUGUUUUGUUGGAUUUUGCUCAGAUGGGGCAUCAGUGAUGCUGGGUAAAAAGGCAGGCGUAUAUGCAAAACUUAAAGCAAAAUACCCUGACAUUGUGGGAUGGCACUGUCUCAAUCAUAGGUUGGAACUCUCAGUUGGUGAUGCAGUAAAGUGCUGUGUUGAGACUAACCACUUUACAAGCUUCCUCGACAAAUUGUUCAGUCUUUACAGCCAAUCACCCAAAAACAUCAGAGAACUUAACAGUGCUGCAGCAUCAGUGGGAACACAAUUGCGGAGGAUAGGUCGGGUUUUAGGUGUGAGGUGGGUAGCUUCCUCCUACAGAACUGUUGAGGCUGUGUGGAACAUGUAUAGUGCCCUGCACAAGCACUUCACAAGUGCUAGUCAAGAUUCGGCUAGAACCUCUUUAGAGAGGUGUAUGUAUGAAGGCCUGGGAGAUAAACUGUCAUCUGCAGACUUCAUUAAAAAUCUUGGACUUAUGUAUGAUGCUUUGGAGGAACUUAAAGAUUUAUCAGAAGCAUUACAAUGCAGAGACAUCCGUCUCUCUGAAGCGAUGAAAAAAAUAAAAAGACAGGCUGAGAUUUUUUCAGCAAUGGGGGAGGAAAAAGGGGCAUACUAUAAACUUGCUUGUCAGGGUGUUGAAGAAGGUGUUUUCAAAGGGGUGCCAGUGAGAACAGGUGGGAGGCAAACAUUGAUUCCACCUCAGAAAUUCUUUCACACUUUGAGUAAUAGCAUGCUGUCCAGGAUGGUCACAGAGGGUGAACUAGAACUUUAUGAGCUGCUGAAUAUUCUUAAUCCCGAAACCUGGCCAACUGUGCCAGUCUUAUUUGGAGAGGCCGAAUUAAGGCUGCUUUGUACCCGUCUUAAAAUCCACUUCACAAAUGUCAAGCAAGAUUUCAGAGACCUUAAGGACAGUGGCUUGCCACUGAAAGGAGGACUGAUACAGUUGAAACAUGCAGGAGACACACUGGCCGUCAGUACUGCAGAGUGUGAAAGAGGGUUCUCCCUAAUGAACAACAUAAUUUCACCCAUUCGCAAUCAACUAAAAGUUGAGAAUUUGUCAUAUUUAAUGUUCAUUAACUUAGUGGGCCCACCACUGGAGUUAUGACCCGGCGGUCUGCAGACCAUAUGUCUUGUAAAGUGAGGCAUGAAAGCCACCACAAGCUUGACAUGAGUGCCAUUUGGAAUGUCAUGAAUUGAAGGUGCACUGUGUAGGAUGGUGGCCACAGUAUGUAUUGCAACUAAACUGCUCAUUAAAACUGCUGCCUAUUGCCAAACAAAAUGACUUGUCAAAGGACAAAUGGGUUAUGUUAUUGUUGUGAUAUGUGCAUAUGAGAUAAAUAACUA